Messenger RNA from Ylistrum balloti, 834 nucleotides. RefSeq lists its product as uncharacterized. The record is from RefSeq and is a predicted model, not a curated record. The transcript has 3 exons. The coding region runs from base 1 to 834 and encodes 277 amino acids. NCBI's taxonomy places the organism in Eukaryota, Metazoa, Mollusca, Bivalvia, Pectinida, Pectinidae.
AUGUGCUGUGGUACCGCCUCCUUGUGGGUGAGGUUCGCUCUGGUCCUCAUCAUCAUCGGAUUUAUAGCUGAGACGGUCGGCUUCGCGACGGCAACUUGGAUGUUCAAUAACACAAAUGGCGAAAAAAGGAUAGGCUUGUGGAUCUCCCAGACUUGUAGUGGAUCAGUGUGUACCGAUUCUGAAGUACCGUCAUCCUACAAAGAUGACAAAUUCCGGGCCACCCAAGCUGUGGAGAUUUUUGCCUUCAUUCUGUAUGUGAUCGCGCCAUUCCUUAUAGGGGCAUUCGUCUUCUUUGAGACCACCAGGAACCAGAGGAUGGUCAUAGCGUGUAUGGUCAUCUGUUUCACAAUAGGAGUUUUACUUGGAGUAGGACUGAUCAUAUGGAUGGUUUACGUCCAGUCACAGGCUGCAUUCAGCGCCGGGUACUCCAUGGGGCUGACCAUCCUGGGCGGGAUUCUCGCUGUGUUCGCGGGGCUUCUCUUCAUUCCGGAAACGGGCGACGAUGACGAAUACGAGGAUCGCGUUAUGAAAUCACGAACUGCAACGCCACAAUAUUCACGUCAUCACUCAUCACGUCGUGUGCACGUGCGACCUAUAUCCCCAUCGGACGAAUCUUCUCGUGAAUCUUCGCCCAAUUACUACUCCACUCGGCAGUCGAGGAAGACUUACGACUCCAUGCCAUCACCCAUGGAGACCCCUAAAACGUACGACUCCAUGCCCGCUCCUGUUCCGCAGACUGUUUCCGAGACCGGAGUCUCUACAGGAAGGAAUUUCCGGCCGCCAACAUUUAAUGAUGUUUCAUCUCUUACACUGCAGCGAGAUCGUGUGGUUUAA